Homalodisca vitripennis (glassy-winged sharpshooter) is the source of this 1165-nucleotide messenger RNA. Its product is annotated as RWD domain-containing protein 1. The coding region runs from base 161 to 859 and encodes 232 amino acids. The record is from RefSeq and is a predicted model, not a curated record. The transcript is spliced from 5 exons. Lineage: Eukaryota; Metazoa; Arthropoda; Insecta; Hemiptera; Cicadellidae. Gene Ontology annotation, biological process: cytoplasmic translation. Gene Ontology annotation, molecular function: protein binding.
AGGAUUUUUGAGGUUAGGUACUACUGUGUAGUCUGUGUUAGAGACAGAGUAUCGUUCUAGAGAAUUGUCACAAACAAGAUAACCUAAACACAUGCUUCAAAAUACUAGAAAUUCGAUUUUUAUUGGUGAUCUCAAACCCUAAAAGUGUUGCAUUACCAAUAUGGAUAAUAAAGAAGAGCAAGUAAAUGAAAUUGAAGCUCUAGACUCAAUUUACUGUGGAGAGAUGGAAAUUUUGACAUAUGAACCGUACCAUGUGUUCCUAAUUCCCGUGAAAUCUGAUGACUUCGAUGAGGAUGCAGAAGCAGGAAUUAUGUGUAGUUUAAAAUUUGAAUACACUCCUAAAUACCCUGACGAGCCUCCAAUAAUUGAAAUAGAAAGCACACAACGAUUGGAUGAAGAAGAUGAACAAAUUCUCAGAGAACACCUUAAAGAACAGUGCAAUGAAAAUAUUGGAAUGGUAAUGAUCUUCACACUAGUAUCUGCAGCGCAAGAAUGGCUCAAUUCACAGUCAGAUAUGAGAAGGAAAAUGGCUGAAAUGGCAGAAGAAAAAAGAAUAAAGGAUGAAGAGGAAGCUGAAAGGAAACGAUUUGAGGGCACGAGAGUGACAGUUGAAACAUUUUUGGCUUGGAAAAAAGCAUUUGAGAUAGAAUUGGGAUUGAACAACAAGAAGGUUUUAGAAGAAAAAAACAAGAAGUUAACAGGCAAAGAAUUGUUUCUGAGAGAUAAAUCGCUAAAUGAAUCUGACCUCAAGUUCCUAGAAGUUGAAGGAGGUGAGGUUGUCAAGGUUGACGAGUCUCUAUUUCAAGAUUUGGAUGAGCUAGACAUAGAAGAUGAGGAUUUUCAAGACGAUGAUGGAUGAUUGGAAAUUAUUUGCGCAAUGUCUUUUGUAUAUUGCCUUUUGUUUCAUUGCAAGCAAUAAUGUGAUGAAUGAUAUUGUUAUGUUAUUUUGUGAAUAUACACCAGUUAUUUAUACAAAAAUGUCAUUACCUAUUUCCUAUUUAGUUUGGAUCACACGAUAGUAACAAUAUUAUAUUCUCCUGUCCGAACAUUGAGAAAACAUUUAUUUAAACUAUUUCCUAACUAAUCUAAAAAUGUUUCACCUGAUUAAUGACUUUCUAAUAUUCAAACCAUAUUUUUGAAAAAUAAAUAUAAUCUGCUGUGCCUA